Molecule: messenger RNA, 1314 nt
Organism: Sphaeramia orbicularis (orbiculate cardinalfish)
Lineage: Eukaryota; Metazoa; Chordata; Actinopteri; Kurtiformes; Apogonidae
Product: lysophosphatidic acid receptor 6
Exons: 2
Coding region: 166-1224 (352 amino acids)
Biological process (GO): G protein-coupled receptor signaling pathway
Cellular component (GO): membrane
Molecular function (GO): G protein-coupled receptor activity; oxysterol binding
Source: RefSeq, a predicted model, not a curated record
UACAGCGCGCAGAGGGGAGCGGUUCAAACACAGUACAGCAGCAAAACCUUUAUGUCCUUUGUCGUAAGUAAAUGGUUAUUUUAAGUUCCUGUAUAUGGAGAUCAAGAGGAGCAUCUGUGUGACAUAGUGCCAUUUCUGAAGACAUCUUGCAAUGCAGCGGGGUUUAUGAGAACUGUCCUGACACUGACUUUCAUUCUCAUAACACCCAGGUGUUUGCACUACUCUGCAGCGAUGGAUGUGACGGGUACCAACUGCAGUGCCCCUUCAGAAGAGUACCAGUUCUACCUGUUCCCUACUGUUUCUAUUAUAGCUUUAGUUAUAGGUUUGCCUGGGAAUCUCGCUGCCUUCUUCUUCUUCAGCUUCAAAGUAACUCCUCGUACAGCUUUCAGCGUGUACAUCAGUAACCUAGCUCUGGCCGACGUCCUCAUCCUCUGCACUCUACCUUUUCGAAUCCACUACCACAUGAACAGAAACAGCUGGGUAUUCGGGGACGUCGCCUGUCGCGUCACCGGGAUCGUCUUCUACGCCAACGUCUACAUGAGCAUCUGCUUCAUGACCUGCAUCUGCGUGGAUCGCUACAUGGCCACUGUGCAUCCCCAUGUCUACCUGAGGAUCCGGAUGUCCUGGUACUCUCUGGUUGUGAGUGUGAUCCUCUGGGGUGUCGUUGGAAUAGCCAUGCUGGUUUUUAUCCUCAUGGGACCGCUGGAGGCUCAGGAAUCCGGUAGCUGUAAGUGCUUUGAGAACUUCUCUAAGAAAGAGUGGGAAACGCGUUUGGGCGCCUUCAGCGUUCUCAGCCUGAUAUUUGGAUCACUUCUACCGUCCGUGAUCAUCCUGGUGUGUUAUCCUUUAGCUGCAAGGCGGAUUUCCAGGAUAAAGACUAAAACGGCUCAAAAAGCUUUAAAGGUGAUCUACGCCAUCCUGGUCAUAACACUGCUUUGCUUCCUACCUAAUCAUGUGGUGUAUCUGGUGCACUUCAUUCAACGACGCAGGGGCUUCAUUAAGAGUUGCACCACCAUUAACGCCAUCUACCACGCCAGGCGGGUCACAAUGGCCCUGGUCAUCUUAAACACAUGCCUGGACCCUGUGCUUUACUACAUCACCACCAGCCACUGGAAAUGGAGGAGCUUGAAGCUGACGUGGCUGAAGAGAUGGACAGGGAGGAGAAGGGGGGUUUAUAUCGUCACAAUGAGCUGUACUUCUUCUCAUGAAAAUGCCCCAGCUUGAGCAGUUUAUGCUUCAUUCUCGUGUGAUUAUAAGAAACUGUAUAUUAGCUUAAGUAAAAAUGUAAAAUGUAAAAAAAAUGUACCUUUUCUA